GAGUCUAUUCAGUUUCUAUUCACUUUACCUAUUCCCAAGUUCUAUGGCAGCAAAUUAAACAAAUAACUAAUGACAUGUCGACAGAUGAGCAGAACUAAGGCAAGAUAAGAUUCAUCUCGACGCGACCAAUAUGAGGACGACUAGGUUGCACGUUGAAAUGUUUAAAGCCGUGAAGGUCGUCUAAAAUCAGUUGAUGCGCCAGAGCACAUUGAUGGUGUGUAAAAAGUUGAAAAGGCAGGACCUUGAAGGUGCGGUGGACUGUACGAAUGUCAAGCUGUGUCAAGCUGAGCUACAUCCGAUAAAGCUUGUUUACGCUGGAAGCACUUCACAAAUUCACACUUUGCAACACAAGUGGUCGCAACUGCUUUCGGAAAAACUGAUCAUCUGGCAACAGAGCCUUUAAACGUAACGUAGAACGAUCAAUCCCGAACGCGUUGUCAACGUUUAUUAACUGGAAAUGGCAUAUCCGUUCGAACAACACUUGCGAGAUAUUGAUCAGAAAAUUAGUGUUAAAAAUUGUGAUCGACAAGCAUAUACCAUGAUGUAUGAUGAUGUAAGAGAUACUUUGUUGGGACGCAUGUGCGUAGUAAGUGAAACCUUUAAAAAAUUAUACAAGGGUCACACUUUGUUUGGUAGCUAUCCGAAUAGUGUUCGCAUUAUAAAGCCGAACGAAUUCGACGUUUUCUUUGAAUUAGAAACGCCAUAUAAUGAUGAGUUGUAUAUUGAGAGCGAUGAAUACAGACCAGGGUUUGUGAAAUUGGAUUUCGAGGAUGUGAUGGAAGAACUUUACAAUGACGAGAACUUAAGCUAUGUAUAUGACGAGUUUGCAGACAAUUUGCUCGAUCGUAAUGACUAUCUAAAACGUACCAAUUUGCAAUGGUGGAUUCAUGAUAUUAUAGAGGAGGUUUUCAUCCGAUUUGGUAAAAUUGUUCACGGAAGAACAACGAUGGAGUUGGAAUAUCAAAAAAGCAGCGUAGCACAUACCGUUAAAGUUAGGGAUCUCUACUCUUCAAGAAAUAUUUCUAUUGAUUUCGUGCCAGCCUAUCCGAUUGGCAGACCAAGCUGGUUACGGAAACGUAAUUUUUAUCCCUUUGUUGGUUGCUCGGAAAAUUUUUUCGCGGUGCCAAAAUCGUUUAACGCAACCCCAAAAGGAAGAAGUGGCCAAUCUCUUACGUUUCUUCUUGUAAAUCCGUCAGCAGAAUACGAACUUUUGCUUGGCAAACAGCAUUUAAAGGUAGCUUUGCGCUUAUUAAAAUCCUUGCGUAAUUGUUACAGAGAUGAUUUGAGACGCUUGAAAAGUUACUUUUUGGUUGCGAUGUUUUUAUGGCAGAUUAGAAAACGUCCGGAAAGUUUCUGGGAGCAACCGAUCAAUAUCGUAUUUCUUGAGAUGUUGGAAGUUCUAACAGAGCAUUUUCAAAAAGGCGUGUUGCGUUACUUUUGGUGUCCAGAUCUAAACUUGUUGGAUAUAUUAAAGCCGACGGAGAUCGCAGAGUAUGCCGACACUUUGUCUUCGAUAAAUAAUACAUUGCAGUCGUACAUAUAUCAGCCAAAUCUAAGUUUGGAACGUUGCGAAACUCAUUUUCAGUUGCCCGAUUCUGAUUCUGACUGAUGCUGCUAAUGCACACUCAACUGGAAGCAUAUUAUCUUUUUCGUUUUUCUUGUGUCCUCUUUUUAUGCAUAUUAUAUUUGUAUCAAUAAAGUUAGUCGAGAGAAGAAGUUACCUAUAACUCUAAAAAAUGUAAUCUCCU
Molecule: messenger RNA, 1748 nt
Organism: Glossina fuscipes
Lineage: Eukaryota; Metazoa; Arthropoda; Insecta; Diptera; Glossinidae
Exons: 6
Coding region: 458-1609 (383 amino acids)
Source: RefSeq, a predicted model, not a curated record